Messenger RNA from Cetraspora pellucida, 259 nucleotides. The record is from the annotation of a GenBank genome assembly. Lineage: Eukaryota; Fungi; Glomeromycota; Glomeromycetes; Diversisporales; Gigasporaceae.
AUGUCUACUGCCGGAGAAAAAGUUCUUUCUACAGCCGAUGAAGUGAGAAGAUGUAAAACAACAGAACAACUAAUAGAGUUUUUGGGCAAGCAAGACUUAGGACUGGAUGAUGAUGAUUUCAAAAUUAUUCAUGAACAAAAAAUUAAAGGCCGGAAUUUUCUCAGCUUGAACGUCGAUGAACUUAUGCAAGAUGGUUUAAAAAGAGGACCGGCUAAAACCAUCGCUGAAUUUAUUGAAAAAAUCAAGGGCGAAGGACAGG